Drosophila subobscura is the source of this 1650-nucleotide messenger RNA. RefSeq names its product dnaJ homolog subfamily B member 12. Gene Ontology annotation, molecular function: Hsp70 protein binding. Gene Ontology annotation, cellular component: endoplasmic reticulum membrane. The record is from RefSeq and is a predicted model, not a curated record. NCBI's taxonomy places the organism in Eukaryota, Metazoa, Arthropoda, Insecta, Diptera, Drosophilidae. Gene Ontology annotation, biological process: cellular response to misfolded protein.
AUGGAGGGCAACAAAGACGAGGCACAGCGCUGCAUCGACCUCGCAGUGCAAUCCCUGGCCGAGGGCAAAAUCGACAAGGCAGAAAAGUUUCUACUCAAGGCAGAGAGACUCUAUCCCACGGAGAAUGCAAAGAAGCUACUGGCUAGGGUGAAGAGCACCCCUGGCAGCGGCAGCAAUGGCAAGUCUCGACCAGCAGCUGCCGCCGAUGAGAAGGACAGCGGACCCAGAAAGCGCACCAAUUCGGAUUCGCGUAACGCCGCUCCCGACUACUCCAACGAUCAGCUAGAGGCUGUGCGCAAGAUCAAAAAAUGCAAAGACUACUACGAGGUAUUGGGCGUCAGUAAGACCGCCACGGAUUCGGAGAUCAAGAAGGCCUACAAAAAGUUGGCCCUACAAUUGCAUCCCGACAAGAACAAGGCUCCUGGCGCUGUGGAGGCCUUCAAGGCACUCGGCAAUGCUGCUGGCGUCCUGACCGAUGCGGAGAAACGCAAGAAUUAUGAUCUGUAUGGCAUAAACGAGACGAGCAGUGGACACAGUCAUAAUAAUGGAGGCGGAAACCAUGGCCAUGGACAGUACUACAAUGAAUAUGGAUACUCGCGCGGCUUCCAGGCCGACAUCAGUGCCGAGGAGCUCUUCAAUAUGUUCUUCAAUGGCGGUUUCCCACAACAGAAUGUGUACAUGCGCCAGCAACGCCGUCAACGGCAGCAACGUGAGGAUCGAGAGGGAAAUAAUUCAUCGGCUUUGAUUAAUUUGUUGCCCAUCUUGCUGCUCAUUGGCCUGUCCAUGAUGUCGUCCUUCUUUAUCUCUGAUCCUAUGUACAGCUUGACGCCCUCGCAUAAAUACUCGGUGAAGCGUGAGACGAACGUCCUAAAGGUUCCUUACUAUGUCAAGGAGAAUUUCUAUUCAGAGUAUCAGGGUUCAGUGGCGCGACUGGAGGAGUCUGUUGAGGAGGACUUUGUCAAUCAUCUCAAGCACUCUUGCAGUCGUGAACGCAACUAUCGUGACUCUAUGUUGGCCAAGGCGCGUACGUUUGGCGAUCGGGACCUGUAUCGCAAGGCGCAGAAUAUCAAUACGCCUUCGUGCGAGAAUCUGCAAAAGUAUUUAAUCACAUAAUCUAGUUAAACGUCGAUGCUACACGAAAUUUCCCUUUUCAAAAGCCAUUUCCCUUGGUUGUAGUUUGUUUCCCCCUCAUUUCCACACCUCCCCCCACAUACACACCCAUUGCUUAUAGUUGUUAUAAAUGAAUUUCAUUGUUUUAUCAUUUGAUUGUUAUCAUUUUUAUAUGUGUACUGAAACACCUUUCCUAUCCUUACCAUCCUCGACCAAUCAAAAUAGAGUUUUUAUAUGGCUUGAAGGUAAAAACUGGCAGAGUUCGUGGUAGAAGAUGUUGUCCUUCUCCAGCAGUUGAAUAUAUAAAUUAUAGUGCAAUACCAUUUAGCCACCUCCACCCCCCUCUGCGGCAUGUUUGAAAGCAAAGCAAAGCGAAGCGAAGCGAGCGCAACUGCCAUUAAGUCACAUCACGUAUCUACGAGUACGAGUAUCUAUAAGUGGGAGGCUGAAAUCCAUGGAUAUAUGUGCUUUUUUCAUUAUUUAGAAUUCGGAUAUUUAGACAUAAUGCAAAUGAUACGAUGAUACAUUCAUACAAUACAU